This is a messenger RNA of Capsella rubella, 964 nucleotides long. Its product is annotated as putative rRNA methylase YtqB. The transcript has 6 exons. The record is from RefSeq and is a predicted model, not a curated record. The coding region runs from base 26 to 841 and encodes 271 amino acids. Lineage: Eukaryota; Viridiplantae; Streptophyta; Magnoliopsida; Brassicales; Brassicaceae.
GAGAGCAAAUCGAAGCUUUUGUUUAAUGGCGGCUGGGUUCUUUCAAGCAGAGAUGUCAAUUUUAUCUUCUACCUUGGCGCGCUCAUACUCGAUUCCUUUCCGCAACACACUAAUGUCCUUCGAUUUUCGAAUUGCAAUGCAACGAAACCCUUUUACCAGAAUUCGAUGUUCUCGUGUAGCUGCUUUCAGCUCGUCUCCUUCGCAUUCACGAAACUUUCCAAUUCCAGGGCUAGAGGAUGUUUUUGUUGGUUAUCUCUUUGGAAGGAAAAAGGCAACAGAAGUAGCUCAUGUUGUGUGGGAGAAGGUAAUCCAAAAGGGGGAUAUGGUCAUUGAUGCUACAUGCGGUAACGGGAAUGAUACUUUAGCAAUGUUAAAGAUGGUUAUCGAUGAUUCUGGUGGCUGUGUUUAUGCAAUGGACAUCCAAAAAGAUGCCAUUGAGAGCACUUCCUCUUUGCUGGAUCAAAACCUUGGUUCAAAAGAGAAGGACUGCGUCAGACUCUUUAACAUCUGCCAUAGUAAAAUGGAAGAGAUUGUCCCUGAAAACACCCCUGUAAGGAUGGUUGCAUUCAAUCUCGGGUAUCUUCCAGGUGGCAACAAGUCAAUAAUCACCGUCUCAGAUACAACAUUAUUGGCAUUGAAGGCUGCUGAGAGAGUCUUAAUGCCUGGUGGCCUCAUCAGCUUGGUUGUUUACAUUGGCCACCCUGGUGGAAGGGAAGAAUUAGAAGUGGUUGAAGCUUUUGGGUCGGGUUUACCUGUCAGUGAUUGGGUCUGCUGCAAAUUCCAAAUGCUGAACAGACCGUUAGCUCCGGUUCUUGUUUUCAUCUUCAAAAGAGAGAACUAAAAAUGAUUAUUCAGAUCAACAGAAGCUUUGUAUGCAUCACCAUUCACUUGUACAUGAUAUGUUCUUAAUGCUUAAUCUGAGAGAUCAUUUUGUUGAUAUAUCAAUAUGUUUUUUUCUUUUUGA